AACGCGUCAAUUUGACAAUAAAUACUAAAGUUAUAUAUAAACAGAUUUUGCUUUCAUUACACAUAUUAUAAUGGGUCAAAUAUUGGGGACAUGGAACACUCGACAUCUUGGUCUUAAAAUGGACGAGAAGCCAACGUUUGGCGAAACGGCUGGUUUUAAAUAUUCUAGGACAAAACGGGAGGCUUGUGCACAAGAGAAUCAUUUGAUAUCAGCAAAAAUUCCACCAAAAUACAGAGACUACUGCGCGCAUUGUUUACUGGAAUAUUCUGUGUGCCGAUACAAAAAUUGGCCGUUACUCUAUAAGUGUGCUCACGAGAAACACAAUUACCUUAACUGUGAGAAGAACGAUUAUGUUAUAAGAUUAAAGGAAUUCGAGAGAGAAAGAAGACUACGCGAACGCGAAAUAAGAAUACAGAAGACAAAGGCUUAGUUUAUGAUAAUAAAUUUUCAAAGUUAUUUAUUCCUGAUACUUUUAUUGGCUGUAUAAAUUUGGUUUUUAUUGUUGUCUCAUUUUCCGAUUAAGAAACACAUGAGCUUGUAUAUUAGUUGGUACAAGAAGCUUAAUAAUUUUUCUAUGCAUCGAGAUGCUUUAAAUAAAAACAAUGAAAUUAUUACCGCGAGUUUAAUUGAAUUUGUCUAGAAAGGAUACUAUGAAAAUUAUAGAUAUACUGAUACAUGCUAACGUAUCAUCUUUUAUUAUUAUA
Pieris rapae (cabbage white) is the source of this 704-nucleotide messenger RNA. RefSeq names its product NADH dehydrogenase [ubiquinone] 1 beta subcomplex subunit 7. The coding region runs from base 71 to 430 and encodes 119 amino acids. Gene Ontology annotation, cellular component: mitochondrion. The record is from RefSeq and is a predicted model, not a curated record. The transcript has a single exon. NCBI's taxonomy places the organism in Eukaryota, Metazoa, Arthropoda, Insecta, Lepidoptera, Pieridae.